AUGCGUUUGACCGUCGAGCUCAUUCAGAAUUCACUUUCCUACAUUAAUCCGCUUACAGACCGAGAGCUGGAUCUUAGAGGACACAAGAUCCCCACAAUUGAGAACCUGGGAGUUGCCAAAGACCAAGAUGCCAUUGAUUUCACCGACAACGACCUCUCCUCGCUCGGAAACUUCCCCUUCUUCCCCCGCCUCCGUACACUUCUUUUGGCGCGCAAUAGAAUCAGCCACAUUCAGUCCUCCCUGGGCACUUCAUUGCCGAACUUGUCAGCCCUGGUCCUGACUUCAAAUAACCUGUCCGAGCUUGCGGAUCUCGAGUCGCUUCGCACUCUCACAAAGUUGACACACCUUACUCUGCUCGAGAACCCUGUUACACGGAAAGAGAACUACCGGUACUGGGUUAUCUGGGUGGCUCCCUCUGUGCGUUUCCUCGACUACCAGAAAGUGAAAGACGUGGAGCGCGCCAAGGCAAAGGAACUUUUCGGUACCUUCGAAGAACCGUCCGCCCUCGCAUCAAAGAUCAAGGGUAUCAAGUCCAAGACAUUCGAUGCCUCGAUAGCCGCAGCGACAAACAACACCUCAACCGACAAGGCGAUCCGCGUAAAGCUCACAGAUGCCGAACGGAAGCGCGUGGAGAAGAUGAUUCGCGAGGCAAAGAGUAUGGCGGAGAUCACACGGUUGGAGAAGGAGCUUAACGAGGGACGGAUACCCGGCGGAGCACUUGGUGCAAGCGAAGAUGCGGAUGGGGACGUGCAAAUGUGA
Messenger RNA from Penicillium odoratum, 759 nucleotides. RefSeq names its product U2 snRNP complex subunit LEA1 (gene lea1). Gene Ontology annotation, cellular component: U2 snRNP. Gene Ontology annotation, biological process: mRNA splicing, via spliceosome. Gene Ontology annotation, molecular function: U2 snRNA binding; protein binding. The record is from RefSeq and is a predicted model, not a curated record. NCBI's taxonomy places the organism in Eukaryota, Fungi, Ascomycota, Eurotiomycetes, Eurotiales, Aspergillaceae. Bases 1 to 759 code for a protein of 252 amino acids. The transcript is spliced from 4 exons.